AUGUUCAAGCCUGGUGACCACAUUAGCAAAGAUGAGCAGAAAGCGUACUACGAUGACCUUCGCAAACAGCACGAAUGGGAAUGCGAGACGUUCAACAAGGCACAGGAUUGUCACAUGCUGGCAGAGUUCUACCAGACGGUGGACGGCAACUACAAGAAGGCAGCAGCGUGGUACAAGACGCUGUGUGACGAGCGAGACUACUCACGCAGCUGCUCGUUUUUCGGCACGUGCCUCCUUGCUGGCCGAGGAACGGACAAGGACCCAAAGGCUGCGUUUGACUAUUUCAAGAAAGGAUGUGCCCUGGGCAGCGUGGAGGGCUGCCACAACGCAGGCAUGAUGUUGCGGAGUACAAAGUACGCAGAGGCGGGCGUGAAGCCAGAUGGCAACGGUGCGAUAUCUUACUUCAAGAAGGCGUGUGAUCAGGGCUUCCGGAACGGUUGUUUCAUGCUCAGCGUCGUCUACCUCAGAGGAGAGGCCGGCGCAAAGAAGGACAUGCCCCAAGCGCUCAAGUAUGCCAAGAAGGCAUGUGACCUUCAGCACACCUGGGGCUGCAUCAACGCCGUCAAGAUGCUCGAAACAGGGGAUGGUGUGCCGAAAGAUGUAGAGGAAGCGAAACGGCUGAGGAAACGCGCGCAGGAACUCGUGGAGGGCGAGGGCGGCAACGUGAUGUGA
Messenger RNA from Salpingoeca rosetta, 672 nucleotides. RefSeq lists its product as uncharacterized. Lineage: Eukaryota; Choanoflagellata; Craspedida; Salpingoecidae. The transcript has 5 exons. Gene Ontology annotation, molecular function: protein binding. Gene Ontology annotation, cellular component: mitochondrial intermembrane space. The record is from RefSeq and is a predicted model, not a curated record. The coding region runs from base 1 to 672 and encodes 223 amino acids.